Molecule: messenger RNA, 1361 nt
Organism: Periconia digitata
Lineage: Eukaryota; Fungi; Ascomycota; Dothideomycetes; Pleosporales; Periconiaceae
Source: the annotation of a GenBank genome assembly
AUUGUGUAUUUAUGUAGACAUCUCAUGUUGUCUACCUACAUAUAUGCAUAUGUGAAAAAUGUCAUCGCUUUGAAAGAAAGUCAUCGUCCACGUUGUUCCCCCACUACGGCGGUUCCGAAGCUGCGUUCCUUCCCGCUGCCUAAUCACUCGACCCAUAACCACAUGUGCAAGUACAUGAGUAGCCAAAUAUCGUGUUAUUGGCAAAAUCAAUACAUGUACCUCGAUCAUUCACGUCUACGUGAUUUCUCGCUUUAUUCGAGUACACGGAAUCACUACAUAGCCACACUAAGCCACACACGCGCCCCACUGCCACUACCACUACCACUAUCUCCAUCAUCAGCACCAUCUCAUCCCACUCAUCCUAAAACCUCAAACAAACACGUUCUUCGAAAAUGGCCAAUGAAAAUAUCAAAACACGUGUGCUGAUCCUUUCCGACACCCAUAGCGCAUCUCCCACUGAGAAUCUCUCCUCGCCCUUCCGCACGCCUCUUCCAAGCGCAGAUGUACUUGUACAUUGCGGCGACCUCACCAUGGUCGGCCUUAUGAGCGAGUACAAGCGCGUGAUGAAAAUGCUACAAGGUGUCGACGCUCAGCUCAAGCUUGUCAUUGCAGGCAACCAUGACAUCAGCCUCGACGAGACUUAUUACUUACGCAAGGGAAAGUUUAUGCAGCGAUUGAAAGAAGCGGAUGAAGACAUGCCGAGGAGGGCUAGAGAGCUGUGGACGGGAGAGAAGGCCAGAACGGCUGGAAUCAUAUAUUUGGAUGAAGGGGUGCAUGAAUUUAAACUGAAGAACGGUGCGAGGCUGAGGGUCUACGCAUCUCCCUACCAGCCCGAAUUCUGUGAUUGGGCAUUCCCGUACUGGCGCAACCAGGAUCGCUUCAAUCCCUCGCAUCAGAUCACCCCUAAUGCGGUUCCAAUCGCAGUGAAUCCUGUUCCGGACUUCCCUAACAUCGACAUCAUGAUGACCCAUGGGCCGCCGAUGGGGAUUUUGGAUCAAACUACUAGGAGGGAGCACGUAGGGUGCGAACAUCUUCUAAGAGCAGCGCGACGUUGCCGACCUCAAUUGCACUGCUUUGGCCAUAUUCACGAGGGAUGGGGUGCUGAAAGAGUAACAUGGAAGGUGAAUAAUGAGAACGAGGUGGAAUGGAAAGAAUACGUCAAGGAGAAAGAAGCCAUUGUGGUCGAUCAUGAAAAGAUUGAAGAGGAUAGAGCUGUUUUUGUGGACCUCGGAAAUGGAAGUGAGAAGCCGUUGCGGUGGGGAGAGGAAACGUUGAUGGUGAACGCCAGUAUUAUGACGCAGACUUACAGGCCCUCGCAAGGGCCGUGGGUCGUCGAUUUGGAUCUGGAGAAGGCGGAGUGA